AUGCCUCGACCCAAGCGUCAGCGACCUGCAUGGCUACCGACUUGGAUACCAUUCAAGGAUGGGCGAUACUUGGGACUGGCUAGGCAGACCAUUUUGGCAUGGACAUCUGCAUUCUUAGCAGUGUCAUUCUUUGCCUUAACAGUCCUGUAUGCCGCAGGUAGAUCGAAGAUUUCGCAACUCGAGUUCGUACGCUACUCUCGAUCAAAUACGAUCUUGAUUCUGAGAAUCCUGUCCGAAGCCGCCGCACUUUUCCUAGCCUCCACUAUACAUGCGACUUUUGAUGUUGUGCAAUGGGUGCUUAUCUCGCAUCCGGACGGCAUGCGCCUACCAGACUUUCUCGCUUUGCAGUCAAGUACUGGACCCUUGGGGCUUAUACUACUUGCUUCUGGACAUGGUUUACCGCCUGAGCAAUGGCCCUUGAAGCCACGAAUGCUGUCGCUUAUUCGUUUGCUUGCUGAACUGACCGUGCCAGUGGUGGGAGUGCUGGUUAUGAGUGUCGUGAAUGUAAGAACCUUGUACGUACCAGAACCAGAAACUAUUCGUCCGUUCGCGAUUGGUAUGGAGCCAUUCAACAGCACCGUAGCCUCACAACUCGGGGUGAUACAAGAUCUACUAUUCAAUAUCGACUAUGUUACUUUUCUCACCAAUCCUCUACAUGCCGUCAAUCUCGCGCCCGAGCUUGAGGAGGUUUCCGGCUGUAUCAAAGGCAUGGGCAUAACGAGGAAAAAUAGUUGCGUACGUCGGAUUUUAGUUGCGCAGGAGCUGCAGAACGUUUACGCGGGUUUGCCUUUAUCGUCAACGGGCGGGCGAACGGCUAUACUCUCACAACACCAACAAGUGUACCACCUCGAGUAUCGAGACAACAUCAACGUUACCAGCAGUCCGCCCACGUGCAGGUUCUUCCUGGCAGGACCUACAGAAUAUCGUCUCUGUGUAACUGAUGCUGAAGACGGCUGGCUGCAUGCUUCUGCCGUUACCUGCCCUGCCGACCUUGUCCAGCGAGGGGGAUGUCGAGAGUCAACCCACUGGCAGUCAGAUCCCGGGUUCUCGACAGCCCUUAAACCAUCGUUCUUCCAAGCGACGAUAUCUUACGACCGCAUCUCUGGCGCCAUCCUCUCCCAUGAGAUCGAGUCGGAACCAGUCCCAGCCAACGUCACGGCCAGCGCCGUCUGGUCUGCCCUGCCCUUAUUGCUAAACACCACGGACCCAAAUCGGGGGAACCGCAGCAGCGCGAACCCAAUACUUGGCCAUGCGACUCACUUCUUCGGCCGGCUCGUCGCAGCCCAGUUUUAUCGCAUGAGCAAAGUCAUGACCGUACAGGACGAAGCGCGCCUGAAAGGUGUCAAUGCAUUGCAAUGCCUCCUCGCCAUCACCCUCUUCUUCUGCCAGAAUGGCGUUCUCAGCAACGCAGUCCUGGCCGGCAAUACAACCGCCACUCUCAAUCGCUCGGAUAAUUACAGAACUGGUGCGUUUGAGAGAGUGGAUCCAAAAGGGGCCACGGUUGCAUUGGCGGAAACUCAGUACAAGAUUCAUGUGGGGCGCGGCACGUUGAUAGCGUAUAUGGUUGUGAGCGGAGUGACACUGCUGAUCUGCCUUUCGGCGCUUCUAGUUGGCAGUCUUCUGGAGUUGAUACGAUUCGACGCAGAGCCGACGCUCUUUCCAUCUUUGGAUUUCUUUACGCAGGUGCGGGUAGAGCACAGCAAUGGCAAAGUGGUCACCGCGCAUGAGAGGACUGAGAUGGCAUGGAUAUAUAAUGGAAAGGAGUUGUUCAAGUCGAUAAGUGGCUUGAGGGUGAAGAGGAGGAAGAGAAAGAUGAGGGGCAAUGAGGAGUUAGAGCUGCGAUCCGCGGGGGAAGGGUGA
Molecule: messenger RNA, 1860 nt
Organism: Westerdykella ornata
Lineage: Eukaryota; Fungi; Ascomycota; Dothideomycetes; Pleosporales; Sporormiaceae
Exons: 2
Coding region: 1-1860 (619 amino acids)
Source: RefSeq, a predicted model, not a curated record